Molecule: messenger RNA, 4429 nt
Organism: Cyclopterus lumpus (lumpfish)
Lineage: Eukaryota; Metazoa; Chordata; Actinopteri; Perciformes; Cyclopteridae
Gene: kbtbd8
Product: kelch repeat and BTB (POZ) domain containing 8
Exons: 5
Coding region: 28-1842 (604 amino acids)
Molecular function (GO): protein binding
Source: RefSeq, a predicted model, not a curated record
GGUCUGCCCCGAGAUAGACUGGAGAGAAUGGCUGCCAGUGGAGAGGUAGGGAAGCUGUUACAAGUACAAAAUGGGACACCUCCAAGCACCAACUACAACGGGGUAGAUGCUGUUCAUGCCUGUACCAUCCUUCAGCAGCUCAAAGCCUUGUAUGAUGAAGCCCAGCUCACAGACAUCGUUGUAGAAGUGGACCAUGGCAUGACUUUCUCAUGUCACAGAAAUGUCCUCGCAGCAAUCAGCCCGUAUUUUAGGUCCAUGUUCACCAGUGGCCUUACAGAGAGCAGCCAGACUGAGGUCAGAAUCGUUGGGGUGGAAUCUGAAUCCAUGAACCUCGUCCUAGACUAUGCCUACACAUCCAGGGUCAUGCUCUCUGAGUCCAAUGUCCAGGCCCUGUUCACUGCAGCCAGCAUUUUCCAGAUUCCUGCCUUGCAGGAUCAGUGUGCCCAGUUCAUGAUCAGCAGACUGGACCCCCAGAACUGUAUUGGGGUCUACAUGUUUGCUGAUGCCUAUGAACAUCAGGAGCUGAGGGAACGCUCACAGGACUACAUCCGCAAGAAGUUCUUGUGUGUGUCAUGGGAGCAAGAGUUCCUCCUGAUGACCAAGGUGCAGUUGGUCAGCAUUUUGAACAAUGAUGACCUCAACGUGGAGAAAGAAGAGCAUGUCUAUGAGAGCAUUGUCCGCUGGCUGGAGCAUGAUCUGUCUGGCCGUGAGGCCCACCUAGCUGAGGUUUUUUCCCAAUGCAUCCGUCUGCCCUUGCUGGAUGAGGCCUUCCUCAGUCGGAUACCUGCCCCCUUCGCUUGUGCCCUUUCCCUGUCUAAAGACCCUGCUGAGGCCAAAGCCCGGCUCACUGGCACCAAUGGUUGCCCCCAGCGCCUUGGUAUGACUGCUUCUGAGAUGGUCAUCUGCUUUGAUGCCGCUCACAAACACUCAGGGAAGAAGCAGACGGUGCCUUGCCUGGACACAGCCACAGGAAGGGUGUUCAAGCUCUGCAAACCACCCAAUGAUCUCCGGGAGGUCGGUAUCCUGGUGUCCUCAGAGAAUGACAUCUUCAUCGCUGGAGGUUACAGACCGAGCAACAGUGAAGUGUCCAUAGACCAUCGGGCAGAGAGCGACUUCUGGCAGUACGAACAUGCAGGCAACCGUUGGCUUCCACGUGCACCUCUGCUGAGAGCGAGGAUAGGCUGCAGGCUUGUGCACUGCUGUGGGAAGCUUUAUGCACUGGGAGGUCGAGUAUAUGAAGGUGAUGGGCGAAAUGCAUUAAAGUCAGUGGAGUGCUAUGAUGCCAGGGACAACUGUUGGACAGCAGUCAGUCCUAUGCCAGCGGCCAUGGAGUUUCAUAGUGCUGUGGAGUACAGGGACCGCAUCUAUGUCCUCCAAGGUGAAUACUUCUUCUGCUUCGAUCCCCGUAAGGACUAUUGGAGUCAUCUUGCCCCGAUGAGUGUCCCGCGCAGUCAGGGUCUGGCUGCCUUGCACAAGAACUGCAUCUACUACAUUGCCGGCAUCUGCAGGAACCACCAGCGCACCUUCACCGUGGAGGUUUACGACAUUGAGAAGAACACAUGGUGCCGCACAAGAGAUCUGCCCUUUGACCAAGCCACAAGCCCGUAUAUAAAGGCCAUGCUGCUGCAAGGCAAGCUACACCUGUUUGUACGAGCCACACAGGUGAUGGUGGAGGAGCACGUCUUUCGCACCAGCCGCAAGAACUCCCUUUACCAGUACGACGAUGAGGCGGAUAUCUGGACCAAAGUCUAUGAGACACCUGACCGCCUCUGGGAUUUGGGUCGCCAUUUUGAAUGUGUGGUGGCCAAACUUUACCCACAAUGUCUACAGAAAGUGCUUUGAGGUUGCCGGUUUUGUGAACCCCAACCUCUGAGGCAGAGGGGAGUUGUGUGGUCCUGCCUGCCUUGUGCCUGGUGUUACCUUGGGUUUGCACCACAAGGGCCAUUUUUGGUUACGUCUUAAGUCGUUCAAACUUUGGUUUAACAUGAUCAAAAUGGGGUGCUUUUUAAAGAUUGCAGUAUUUUUUUUUUUUCCAGACAGCACCAACUACCCACACUGAUGCUUGUUUAACAAAACCGUACAUUGAAUAAUAAGUGCAAUUAUCCUAUUUCUUUGCUUGUUGUUGAGCCAUGUUCCAUUCUUUGUUUUAGAUGCAUAUAGGUUAGUAUUUUUACAUAUGAUAAGCAUGCAAAUGAGGGUAAUGGCAAGAUAAAAGUGCCCUCUGGAGAUAGGUGCUAUGUGCAUAAAGUGAAAAUCUAUAUAUAUAUAAAUCUAUAUAUAAAAAAAAAUGACUAUAUAAACUAUAUAUACAUACGGGUAAGAUGAGAACCAUAGCUCAUUAGUUGGUUGCUGGCUCUGAGGUUUGUGUUUUUUCUUGUUUUUUUUUCUAUUCUGUUUUCAAGUCUCUUCAGCUUACUUUAUAGACUAGUUUUAAUUUGAAGUGUGCUUGUGAUUUACAUUACUUUAGUGUUUUUGAAGCUUGUAUGGUAUUUUUACGGCUCCCUCUUCCUUCACAUGCGCCAGUGUGUCAAACAAUACACUAUGUGUGGCUUCCGAGCUAUUUAGAAGUUUUGUUUGAGAUUCCAGUCGCAUGGGGGCCUCACACCUCCCACUCUUUUGAGUUGGCAUCCAUUUUGUGUCACAUGCGAAGACAACUUAAGUGAAAUGUUAGAAUACUCACUCUCCACAUUGGAGAAAUAAGGACGGAGUCGAAUUUGUGGCAACACUAAGUGGAACGUUCAGACCAACUAACAGGCUUACCUCAGAAACGUCACAUAUGUUUUGAUUAGGAGAAAAGGGAUAUUUCAGGCCAUAGUGUUGAUGAAGCCACUGUGUGAAAAGCUCAGUUAAGCGUUGAGGUUGUUCUUUGACAUCGGAUUAUAAUCGUUUGAAAACGGUUGAAAGAGCCUUCCUCUUAAAUGCCAAAAAAAAACAAAAAAAACAUUUGAGGUCUUGUUAAUUGUUGAUCUGAACAUUGAAAAGAUUUUUUUUGUAGUAGCAAUAAGUCAUGGAACUGUGAUCAGGCUAUAUUACGUUAUAUCACCUUAGUAAAAAGUGCAUUACUUGUUUUGUGUGCUUGUCUCGCUUGUGAACAUCACGACAGUUCCAGUGAUUGUGUGGCGGUCACAUGAGUGCUUGAAGUGCUGGUGUAAUUUAGUGCAGAUAAUUUUGGAAUGCCAAUGUGCCUGUGGCUUUGGGGGAAAAAAAGGGGCCGACAGAUCCAAAAACUGCUCCUCCUGACGACGAAAGAAUAUUGGAAAAGUCUUACUCGGCGUUGCACUGAAUCACUCUCCACUGCAAACUUUUUGAAAGCACCCUCCUGAACGAGCAGACUAUAUGAACAAGUCAGGGUGUUAUUUCAUCAGCCAUGUCUUCACACGCCAUCCACACAGAGGGCACAAAUUGUUGGUGCUGCUUUUUUUCCUUUUGUCUCCUUUUUUUUUUUUGACAAUCUUGUAUAGAAUAAUUAAUCCCACCACUGAGUGGCGUUUCCUGUGAAAGUGUGACAUUUUCAAUGCCGUCAAUUUUCCUCAUGCAGGUUCCUGUGUCAUCUUUGCACUACACAUUUCUCUUUUGUGUUUUUUUUUUAUUUGAAAAAGUACUCCUUUUCUUUACGGAAAAAAAAUGGGUUUCAGUAACCACAUAGCAAUCAUCGGCGAGAUUUACAUGGAAACGGAUACCGUCAGUAAGGACUUGAGGAUAUGAUGUAACUUCUCCAAGAGAAGAUCCACUGUUGGCUGACAUGGAGCUUGUGUUUUAUUGGCCCGGCUUGAACAAUGCCCUCAAACCAGAAGGUUUGAGCUCCAUCCAGACGGCCAUUUGAGAACCAGGAACGGAGAACUCUCAGGAUUUCUACUGAUACACAGUACUGUAUUUAAAUGUUUUUGUUAUGUGUAAUAUACUGUACUAUAGGUUUGCUGUACUUGCACAGUUUUUUUUAAACUUCUCUUCAGUUUCUUUUAUAACUUGAAAAAAAAUAGAUGUGAUUUUCUUUUUGUUGUCUCCGGUGGCUUUUUUUUUUUUUUUUUUCUUUCUUUAUGUAAUUGCCUAUUUUUAGUUAUGGUAGAGUAAUCCUGAUUUGUUGAGAAAAAAAAAAAAAAAGAUCACCUCCCUCCCCACCCCUCAUCAGUAGGACAGUAGUAUUUCUUUGUAACAUCUCACCACAAAUAAGCAUUACAGAUCAAGUAACUCACGUUUCAUACACCAGUCAUGUAAUACAACAAGCUAGGAGGCGUUCAAGGCCUCGGGCUGCAAGGCACAGCUCAUUCUGGUCAUUUACAUGUAUCACUUAUGGGUGCUAUUCCAUUGUGUUCAUGCUUUUUAUUUCGCUGGUUUUGUCUGUUUUGGGUUUCGGGUUAUAGUGGUGGUUGAGCUCAACUGUGAAAUUCACAUUGCACAUAAUUUGGAAAAUAAAACUAUUAAAAGUGAA